AUGGCUACAAAGAGGAAGCAAAGAGAAACGGCAGACGAAAAUCGAGAGUUUAACGUUGAAUGGACGGAAACAUUCGCGUUUAUUCAAAAUACAAAUGGAUUCCCGACAUGCCUUAUUUGCCAAGAAAAAUUGGCGCACAACAAAAAGUCGAAUCUGGAGAGACACUUUACAACUAAGCACGUGUCAUUUGGUGCUAAAUAUCCUGUUGGUGAUGCAAGGAAGAAAGCUGUUGAAGAACUUAAAAAGAGCCAGGAAAAGUCAAGUUUUGUAUUUAAACACUGGUCGCAAUCUUCUAACAAUGUGAAUAUUGCUAGCUUCAUUAUUAGUCAAGAGAUUGCCAAGCGAGGAAAACCAUACACAGACGGCGAGUACAUAAAAAGUUGUUUUAUAAAUGCAUCUGAAGAGUUAUUCCGUGAUUUCAAAAACAAAGAAGAAAUUCUCAAAAAAAUUAGGGAGUUGCCAUUGUCAGCUAAAACAGUCAAGGAUAGAGCAGCCAAGAUGUCUUCGAAUAUAACCAACCAGCAACAUGAAGAUCUUAAAAUGGUUUCCGCUUUGGCAAUAGCCGUUGAUGAGUCUUGCGACAUCAACGAUACAGCUCAAGUUUCACUUUUCGUGCGAUUUAUUUCAUCUACAGGCCCAAAGGAAGAACUUUUAGGGUUAUUGCCUCUCAAAGGCCAAACGCGUGGAGAGGACAUUGCAGACGCGGUUAUUAAAUGCAUGCAAAAACAUGAAAUUCCGCUUAAUAAAAUUGUGUCGAUUGCAACCGAUGGUGCAAGAAGUAUGACCGGCAUAAGAAAAGGUUUCGUUGCUAUCUUGAAGUAA
Messenger RNA from Photinus pyralis (common eastern firefly), 822 nucleotides. RefSeq names its product general transcription factor II-I repeat domain-containing protein 2-like. NCBI's taxonomy places the organism in Eukaryota, Metazoa, Arthropoda, Insecta, Coleoptera, Lampyridae. The transcript has a single exon. The record is from RefSeq and is a predicted model, not a curated record. Bases 1 to 822 code for a protein of 273 amino acids.